Molecule: messenger RNA, 1505 nt
Organism: Tilletiopsis washingtonensis
Lineage: Eukaryota; Fungi; Basidiomycota; Exobasidiomycetes; Entylomatales
Product: DEAD-domain-containing protein
Exons: 3
Coding region: 18-1505 (495 amino acids)
Molecular function (GO): RNA helicase activity; ATP binding; nucleic acid binding
Source: RefSeq, a predicted model, not a curated record
CCCAUCCUCACCUCACCAUGUCCGACUCAGAGUCUGCCACGUCGGCCUCGUCCGCCGCCUCUUCCUCCGGCUCGGCGUCGCCCGAGCCCGUCGCCUCGUCGUCGCGCCUCGAGGCUGCCGCCGCCGAUGAGCGCGUGCCCUCGUUCGCCGAGCUCGGCGUGCACCCUUCCAUCUGCGAGGCGGCCGCGACGAUGAACUUCAAGGCGCCCACGCCCAUCCAGGCGCAAGCCAUCCCCGAGGCGCUGGCGGGGUGCGACGUCAUCGGCCUGGCUCAGACGGGCUCGGGCAAGACGGCGGCGUUCAGCAUCCCCAUCCUGCACGCGCUGUGGGACGACCCGCAGCCGCUGUUCGCCGCAAUCCUUGCGCCGACGCGCGAGCUGGCGUACCAGAUCGCACAGCAGAUCGAGGCACUCGGCAGCGUCAUUGGCGUGCGCUGCGCCACCAUCGUCGGCGGCAUGGACAUGAUGACACAGAGCAUCGCCCUCUCGAAGCGCCCGCACAUCGUCGUCGCCACGCCUGGCCGGCUGCAGGACCACCUGGAGAACACGAAGGGCUUCAGCCUGCGCAACCUCAAGUACCUGGUGAUGGACGAGGCAGAUCGGCUGCUCGACAUGGACUUCGGCCCGGUGAUCGACAAGCUGCUGCAGGCCAUCCCGCGCGAGCGGCGCACCAUGCUCUUCAGCGCCACGAUGACGACGAAGGUGGCGAAGCUGCAGCGUGCCAGUCUAAAGAAUCCGGUGCGCGUCGAGGUCGGCACCAAGUAUCAAACAGUCUCGACACUCUCGCAGCACUACCUCUUCAUGCCGUUCGCGCACAAGGACACGUACCUCGUGCAUCUUGCCAAUGAGCAGGUCGGCCAGUCGGCGCUCAUCUUCACACGCACGGUGCAUGAUGCGCAGCGCCUCUCGGUGCUGCUUCGCAUGCUCGGCUUCCCAGCCAUUCCGCUGCACGGCCAGCUCUCGCAGACGGCACGUCUGGGUGCGCUCAACAAGUUCAAGGCCGGCGGCCGCAGCAUUCUGGUCGCGACGGACGUGGCCUCGCGUGGUCUCGACAUUCCCGCCGUCGACCUCGUCGUCAACUACGACAUCCCGACGCACUCCAAGGACUAUAUCCACCGCGUCGGCCGCACGGCGCGUGCUGGCCGCAGCGGCAAGAGUGUGACGCUCGUGACGCAGUACGACGUCGAGCUGCUGCAGCGCAUCGAGGCCGUCAUCGGCGAGAAGCUCAGCGAAUUUCCGGGCUGCGAGAAGGAGACCGUCAUGAUGCUGGCGGAGCGCGUGGGCCAGGCGAGCCGCGAGGCGGUGCGCGAGAUGAAGGAGUGGAAGGGCGGCGCUGGUGGCGCGGGCAAGCGCAAGCGCAGAGGAGACAAGGACGACAUGGACCGCGACGACGAUGUCGUCGAGGCUGGCGUGCCCGGCGGCGGUGCCUCGCGCGGCGGCGGCGCACGGCGAGGCGGUGGCGGCGGCCGGGGCGGACGCGGCGGCGGCAAGAAGAGCCGGAGGUAG